AACCUAAAUCCAUACCCCUCUGACCCUUCUCCUUAUCCUUCCUCUCAAGCUCCUCAAACUGGUCCAGGUGCCGGAUUCCCACCACGUUCCGGACUUGCAGGAAUGCAACCUAAUUCAUACGCUUCAUACGCACCUCCGACCGGAACGUCCGGUGGUAGAGCCGGAUUGGGAGAAGAGAGGAAUGUAGCUCAGAUCGUCAGUGAGAACACUGGGGUUUAUGCUAGGAAAUUUCAGGCUUUGUUAGAUAGGAGUACACCUCAUGUGAUGGAGAGAUGGGGAGUGACAGCUGUUUUGGGGUUCGUAUUUGUUUUGAAUGUGGUGUUGCGUCAAGGGUGGUACAUCGUCUGCUAUGCUUUGGCCAUUUACAUCCUCAACCUCUUCCUAGCCUUUCUACAACCUCGAUUCGACCCUUCCCUCGCUGCCGAUCUAGCUGCGGAUGAUGUUGAAGAAGGUGCUCCGGGUCUACCAGGAAGCGAGACCAAAUCUCCAGGUGGGUUGAGGGGAUUGAUGAAUGGAUUCAGUGCUGGAGGGGAAGAUGAAGAAUUUAGGCCUUUCAUACGUCGGUUGCCAGAAUUCAAAUUCUGGUAUUCGUCCACUCGAGCAACAGCCAUCGCUUUGUUAUGUACCAUUACUCGAGCUACCGACGUACCUGUCUAUUGGCCGAUUUUGUUGAUAUACUUUCUCACGCUGUUCGGUCUCACCAUGCGAAGACAAAUACAACAUAUGAUAAAAUAUCGUUAUGUCCCAUUUGACCUCGGUAAAAAGACGCGUUAUGGCAAGAAAUGA
Messenger RNA from Tremella mesenterica DSM 1558, 786 nucleotides. RefSeq lists its product as uncharacterized. The transcript has 4 exons. Gene Ontology annotation, cellular component: Golgi membrane. NCBI's taxonomy places the organism in Eukaryota, Fungi, Basidiomycota, Tremellomycetes, Tremellales, Tremellaceae. The record is from RefSeq and is a predicted model, not a curated record. The annotation marks the transcript as partial. Gene Ontology annotation, biological process: protein retention in ER lumen; retrograde vesicle-mediated transport, Golgi to endoplasmic reticulum.